AUGAAUUUUCAACAGAGGCUGCAAAGCCUGUGGAGUUUAGCCAGGAGCCAUGGCUCACGCCUACCCUCCUGCCCUCCUUUGCUGGCGACGGCCUCUCAAAUGCAGAUGGCUGCGCUCCCUUGCCUGGGUUUUACCCUGCUUCUCUGGAGCCAGGUACCAGGGGCCGAGGGCCAAGAAUUCCAAUUUGGGCCCUGCCAAGUGAAGGGGGUUGUUCCCCAGAAACUGUGGGAAGCCUUCUGGGCUGUGAAAGACACUCUGGAUGCUGAGAGCUGUUACCUUGUCCACACCCUGCUGGAGUUCUACUUGAAAACUGUUUUCAAAACCUACCACAAUAGAACAGUUGAAGUCAGGACUCUGAAGUCAUUCUCUACUCUGGCCAACAACUUUGUUCUCAUCGUGUCACAACUGCAACCCAGUCAAGAAAACGAGAUGUUUACCAUCAGAGACAGUGCACACAGGCGGUUUCUGCUAUUCCGGAGAGCAUUCAAACAGUUGGACAUAGAAGCAGCUCUGACCAAAGCCCUUGGGGAAGUGGACAUUCUUCUGACCUGGAUGCAGAAAUUCUACAAGCUCUGA
Messenger RNA from Nomascus leucogenys (northern white-cheeked gibbon), 576 nucleotides. It is a transcript of the gene IL24, whose product is annotated as interleukin 24. The transcript has 5 exons. Bases 1 to 576 code for a protein of 191 amino acids. The record is from RefSeq and is a predicted model, not a curated record. Lineage: Eukaryota; Metazoa; Chordata; Mammalia; Primates; Hylobatidae.